GCUCGGUGGAGACUGAGGUGCACCAUGGACUGACAUCUGCAAGCAGCUCUUUACGCGCACAGCUGGACGCUUUAACUUCACUUCUCUGUCAUCUCCGAUUCCUCCUCAGACUGAUUUCUAGUGAAAUUUACACAAUCAAAAGAGGACCGUGAGGCCCAGGUCCUGCCCUCGUCCUCUUCCUUGUGCAAUGCCGAAGAGUGACACGUGGCCAGGCGGGGUUGCCAUGGAAUCUUUGAGCAAUUUGGACAGUGCCGGGAGCUGCGACAGUGUAAUCAGCAUGAACUCUGGCUAUAGUGAAGACAGCAUGGAGCACUUAUCAGCAGAAGAGAGGGCGUGUCUCAUGUAUCUGGAGGAAACAAUUGAAGCGCUGGAGGUGCAGGAGGACAGCGGUUUAUCCAACGAUGAACCAGAUGCUGGGUUUCAUACGGACAAAAUGGGUCGGCUCAGAGUAAAUGACAUUUCCAGUUUCAAGUCUGAUGACCAGAAAUCAGAGUCUGGAUCCAGAGUGUUAACCGUCGGAGACAAAGCUGAGCAUCUCGCUCCAAAUCACAACUUAGAACCACAGUUCUCUCCUGGUCCUGCAGCCAACAUGAAAUAUUUCGAAACAUCAGAAAACUUUGUGACUCAACCUGAACCUCCAGUCACUGAAUCUGAUGGCAAAAUCCACCCAACAGCCACUGAGCUGUGUGUAACCAAGGAUGAAGAUGGUAAUCUCAAGAUUGUCCCAAGUGCCAGUCUUUGCACCGAUCAGUCCACUGCGACCUCUGACAUGGAUGUGGGUGUGAUCCCUCCUCCGUCAGACUUCAGGGAUGAGCCCGCUCCUCCUCCACAGUCGCAGAGAGUAAAAGACCUUCUUACAUCUGCCGGAUCAUCCGUAAACAAACCAGGAGGACCUAUUGACUUGGAGCUGCUGCGCCAGAGAGCCUCUUCAAAGAGCUUCCCUGUGAUCCAGGAACCUCCAAACAAGCCCCCAGAUCUGAGUCUACCAGCUGCCAGCUCUGGUCCUCCCACAGGUCCUCCACCUGAACCCACUGAGCCCAGAAGUCCACCUGCCGUCGCCCCAAAGCCCAAGAAGCUUCCUGCCAACAUUAUUCUGAAGUCACACAAGGCAGCAGUGGCUGAUGGCAACUCCUCACAUCCAGUGUCCGCUAGUAGCGACCGGGUUUUGUUGGAUCCGCAGAGGGUCCGCAUUGAGGCCCUUAUAAAGCUUGGUCUUCUGCCCGCUGAUGCAGAUCCAGGACCUGCCUUCAGCCCUAAACUUUCUCCCAAAACGAGAAGGUCAUGGGCAGCUCCUCCUUCUCCAGUCAGCCCAGCGGCCUCACAUACACCACCUUCAACUCCCUCGACACCAUCUUACACCCGUGUCAGCAGCCCGUCUCCUGCCCCCGUCCCUCUCCAGGCUCCUGCACCUGUGCCACCACCAGAUACCUCCCCAGCUCCAGCAGUCCUGCCUAUCGAGUUUCUCCCAGCACCUCCUGCUUUCAGCGACCCCGUCGAAUCUCCGCUGUCAGAGAGCGAACUGUCUGCCGUUAAAGAUGCUUCAGAGGCUGCUGUUAACGCGCAGAUAAACACGCCACCUCUUAUCCCUCCUGCCGCGGUCAAUCACCUAACCCCACCCAAGGUCAUAGGUGUCAAAUCAGCCACCCUGGAGCGCUCUGGUCUAGGUCUGAGCAGCUACAUGGCGAGUCAAGACUUCAGUGAGGGCAGCCAGGGCGUCAACGGUGAGCGGAGCCCCAGCCAGCUACGUAACACUCGAGCACGACCAGCGUCUCUGGGGAGUAGGAAAGAGUUUUCAAGCGCUCAUGGAGAGGGUUUGCAGAUCCGCCGUGCCACCAGCAAAGAGUCGGAUGUGCACAGGUCCCUGUCCGGCCCUCAGCACUCCGGAGACUCUCAGAAGCUGCCUCGAUCGCAAGGCAUCAGUGUGCUGAUCUGCCCCCGUUCAGAAAACGAGGAAGACCGCCGCGAGGCACUGAAGAAGCUGGGGCUGCUCAGAGACUAAUCUUGACAGCCACAGACUCUCUUCACAUUUUACAUUUAAAGAAACAAACCAGAGGUUGAUGCACAGUUUUUGAAGGCAUUACAAAACUUUCGGGAAGCAGCUUAACCACAUAUAUUUAUGCGUUUUCAUUUAUAGGAUGUUAAGCCUGACACUGCCUCACAUGACUUUAAUACCCUGACUGUCAUGCUCACACUUGCAUGUUCUUGUUACUCAGAUUGUACAGCCAAAUGUACAGUUUUACUUCUCAUCAAACUGGAACGUUUUGGAUAUUCACUGACUCACUGUAGCUGUGGUUUUUGUAAAUUAAAAAAACUGUUACUUUUAAGAGGCAA
Molecule: messenger RNA, 2331 nt
Organism: Plectropomus leopardus (leopard coralgrouper)
Lineage: Eukaryota; Metazoa; Chordata; Actinopteri; Perciformes; Serranidae
Product: specifically androgen-regulated gene protein
Source: RefSeq, a predicted model, not a curated record